Molecule: messenger RNA, 502 nt
Organism: Oppiella nova
Lineage: Eukaryota; Metazoa; Arthropoda; Arachnida; Sarcoptiformes; Oppiidae
Source: the annotation of a GenBank genome assembly
CGCACAGCACCCCAUGAUUAACGAUGACUUACCCAACCGGAUACUGGCCGGUUAUGUCCAGGUUAAGACUAAUAUUGAAAGGUUUACCCCAAAUGGAGUUAUAUUUGAAGGCGAAACCGAUGAAACUCCAUGCGAUGCGGUAGUGAUGGCCACUGGAUAUGAGUUGUGCUACCCUUUCAUAUCCUCAGACACCCUACCCAUCAGUAAAUCGGACUUUAAUCUCUAUAAACACGUGUUUUAUGCCAAUCACUCGCACGCGCACACACUGGCCAUAAUAGGGUGCGUACAGCCGGGCGGUGCCAUACCUCCCAUCGCCGAACUACAGGCGCGAUGGUUCGCUCAACUGAUGGCCAGUCACGUUAAACUGCCAUCAAAAGCGAAAAUGUUUUCGGAUAUCAAGCGACGGAACCGUUGGGUGCGGAAGAGGUUCUUCAACGCCAGUCGGUGUGCGCUGGAAGAGGAUUGGGUCCCAUAUAUGGAUGACUUGGCCUCCAUUUUGGGG